Salvia miltiorrhiza (redroot sage) is the source of this 1707-nucleotide messenger RNA. Its product is annotated as quinolinate phosphoribosyltransferase [decarboxylating] 1a-like. Gene Ontology annotation, molecular function: nicotinate-nucleotide diphosphorylase (carboxylating) activity. The coding region runs from base 337 to 1395 and encodes 352 amino acids. Gene Ontology annotation, cellular component: cytoplasm. The transcript has 10 exons. NCBI's taxonomy places the organism in Eukaryota, Viridiplantae, Streptophyta, Magnoliopsida, Lamiales, Lamiaceae. The record is from RefSeq and is a predicted model, not a curated record. Gene Ontology annotation, biological process: quinolinate catabolic process; NAD+ biosynthetic process.
CACAUCACACUCGCAGACCGCCGCGUCGCCGCCGUCUGUCGACUCACGGCCAAACCCUCUUUCCUGAUUCGGUAUCUGUCGACUCACGGCCAAACCCUCUUUCCUGAUUCGGUACUCAUCCCUACCCAAUUUUUUUUUGAAAGAUAAAACCGAAUUAAAUUGCAAAAACCGAAAAAUCGAACCAUAUUUGAUAUUUCUAUCUUAUUUGAGUUGUGCGCAGUGCGAAGAAUCAUUGUCUACGCUGCACGCGCAGAAAGCAUCGUUUAGAAAAUUGAGGAAUUCUUAAUUGUAAACACUGCAAUAUUAAUUAACAGACGAAACCCUUAACUCCCAACUAUGGUUACCGCUUUUUCUCUUUCCCCACUUUGUUCGCUCAUUCCCUCAGCCCAAAGAUUGGUGGUGAAAAUGUCAGCCACAGCCACAAGGAACACGGGAACUGCGGCCGUGUCCAUAGCCGUGAAGCCGCCGGCUCAUCCCACUUAUGACCUCAAGAGUGUUAUACAGCUUGCGCUGUCUGAGGACGCCGGUGAUCUAGGGGAUGUGACUUGUAAAGCAACGAUUCCUGAUGAAAUGGAAGUGGAAGCCUAUUUUUUGGCAAAGGAGGAUGGUAUUGUGGCUGGUAUUGGACUAGCUGAAAUGGUGUUUAGUGAGGUUGAUCCUUCACUUAAGGUCGAGUGGUACAGAAAAGAUGGGGAUAAUGUACACAAAGGUUUGCAAUUUGGUAAAGUACAUGGAAGAGCACACAGUAUUGUCGUGGCUGAAAGGGUUGUUCUUAACUUUAUGCAGAGGAUGAGUGGAAUAGCAACUCUAACGAAGGCCAUGGCAGAUGCUGCAGAGCCUGCAUACAUUUUGGAGACACGGAAAACUGCUCCAGGCUUAAGAUUAAUGGAUAAAUGGGCGGUUCUAAUAGGUGGAGGUCAGAAUCACAGAAUGGGUUUGUUUGAUAUGGUCAUGAUAAAAGACAAUCACAUAUCUAUAGCUGGAGGUGUCACAAAUGCCCUGAAAUCUGUGGACCUUUAUUUAGAGCAAAAUAAUCUUCAAAUGGGUGUUGAGGUUGAAACAAGGACUUUGGAGGAAGUAACUCAAGUGCUACUCUAUGCAUCCACAACAAAGACAUCCUUGACCAGAAUAAUGCUGGAUAAUAUGGUUGUCCCUUUGUCUAAUGGCGACGUUGAUAUAUCCAUGCUUAAAGAAGCUGUGAAAUUGAUUGAUGGGAGGUUUGAGACUGAGGCAUCUGGAAAUGUCACCCUUGAGACUGUGAAAAAGAUUGGACAGUCAGGGGUCACUUACAUUUCUAGUGGCGCGCUAACACAUUCUGUUAAAGCACUUGAUAUUUCCUUGAAAAUCGAUACGGAGCUUGCACUUGAAGUUGGAAAGCGUACGAAACGAGCAUGAUGGUGUUUCAGGCCAAGUCAUAACAGGUAGAAAAGGUCUUUCAACUGUUGUUGUUUACUAUUGCAAUAGCACGAGAUUACGAGCUCUGGUACAUACUUCCAUGGCAUGGAUUUGUGCACUGCUAUAUUAUACCAAAAAUAAGUGUUACGUGUGCGACUGUUCAAUACCCACUUCGAGUUUGAGCACUAUUAGUAAUUCUACAAUCUUUGUAACCUGAAGGUUCCCAGUGUUGUCAUGAUAUCAAGCUUAGUUGCAAAGCUGAUGGCUAAGAAUAAUUCUCAAUUUAAUGAUUAAGUGCAAUAUUCAUUUUCA